Messenger RNA from Tarenaya hassleriana, 1674 nucleotides. RefSeq names its product pentatricopeptide repeat-containing protein At5g48730, chloroplastic. Gene Ontology annotation, molecular function: mRNA binding; protein binding. NCBI's taxonomy places the organism in Eukaryota, Viridiplantae, Streptophyta, Magnoliopsida, Brassicales, Cleomaceae. The record is from RefSeq and is a predicted model, not a curated record. The transcript has 5 exons. The coding region runs from base 6 to 1559 and encodes 517 amino acids.
UCCAAAUGGUUUCGCUCUCCACCUCAACGAACCACACGCAUCCGUUCCCGCCGGCGUUUAAUCGCCGUCCGGCGACGACCACUCGACAAGUACGGUGCGUGUCCAUUUCUUCGGACGAAUCCGAACCUACAGUUCCUUCUCCUUCCGAUAUGAGCACUCGUGGUUUGGCUGUAACGGAGACGAGGCAGAGAAAGUGGCUUAUCGAUGCGGAGGAGAUGAAGAAGAGAGAGGCAACGGAGAGGAGGGAGGAGAAAAACAUGAAACUCGCGUCGAGGAAGGCGAUGUCGUUGAUACUGCGGAGAGAGGCGACGAAGGCGGUGAUCGAGAAGAAGAGAGGACCAAAAGGCUCGAAGAAGCUGCUUCCGAGGACCGUGCUUGAGGCUCUUCACGAGAGGAUAACCGCUCUCCGGUGGGAAUCUGCUCUUCAGGUGUUUGAACUGUUGCAAGAACAGCUGUGGUACCGACCAAAUGUUGGCAUCUACAUCAAGCUAAUUGUCAUGCUUGGGAAAUGCAAGCAACCAAAAAAGGCACAUGAACUCUUUCAGGCCCUGGUUGACGAAGGUUGUAUUGUAAAUCACGAGGCUUACACGGCACUUCUAUCAGCUUAUAGCAGGAGUGGCCGCUUCAGUGAGGCAUAUUCCCUUCUUGAACGCAUGAAGAGCACUCCUAACUGCCAACCAGAUGUGCACACCUAUUCCAUCCUCAUUAAGUCAUGUCUUCAGGUUUCUGCCUUUGACAAGGUUCAGGCUCUGCUUUCUGAUAUGAGAAGACAGGGUAUUCAACCCAAUACGAUCACAUAUAAUACCCUCAUUGAUGCAUAUGGGAAAGCGAAAAUGUUUGUGGAGAUGGAAUCAACACUUAUCCAAAUGCUUGGAGAGAAGGACUGCAAGCCUGAUGUUUGGACGAUGAACUCAACCCUUAGAGCUUUCGGCGGCAAUGGGCAGAUAGAAAUGAUGGAGAAAUGUUAUGAGAAGUUUCAGAGUUCUGGGAUCGAACCAAACAUCAAAACCUUCAAUAUUCUCCUCGAUUCAUACGGGAAAACUGGAAACUACAAGAAAAUGAGCGCUGUAAUGGAAUUCAUGCAGAAGUAUCAUUAUUCAUGGACUAUAGUCACCUACAAUGUGGUCAUUGAUGCAUUUGGGAGAGCGGGUGACUUAAAACAGAUGGAGUACUUGUUUAGGUUGAUGCAAUCAAACUUCACGGUACAAGAAAGGAAAGGAUCUAUCAAUACUUGUUGCAUCAUUCCUGAACAGAGAAGAGCGGGUAAAGCAGAUAAAAUUGCAGGAGUCUUGCGCUUUAUCGAGAAUUCCGAUAUCAGAUUAGACAUUGUGUUCUUUAACUGUCUGGUAGACGCAUACGGGAGAAUGGAAAAGUUUGCAGAGAUGAAAGGUGUUCUUGAAGUAAUGGAUAGAAAGGGAUCUAAACCUGACAAGAUCACAUACAAAACGAUGAUGAAAGCUUACAGAAUUAGUGGCAUGACCAGCCAUGUCAAGGAGCUUACUGCUUUGGUUGAGUCGACUGAUGAAGGCCAAGCUGGGUCGAAGAAGCCCGAUUUUUAGCAGAGGAAUGGAGCACCUUUUCUGUCUGUAUGUGCCGAAGAAGCAAGAUAUGAGAGUUGAAGGUUGUACGCUUCUUUCAGUUGAGCCAAAACUUCGGCAAUAGAUGGUCUUUCUG